Hydatigera taeniaeformis is the source of this 486-nucleotide messenger RNA. The record is from the annotation of a GenBank genome assembly. NCBI's taxonomy places the organism in Eukaryota, Metazoa, Platyhelminthes, Cestoda, Cyclophyllidea, Taeniidae.
CGAUUUCUUCUGUGUGCGUCUGUGGAAUCUAAACCAGAGGAGAAAGGGAUGGUCUCGGAGAAACUCGUACUGCGUCUUCAGAGGGAGCAUCGACUCGACGGUGCCAUUAGUCUGCAGGAGGUUUCUCGAACUCGCUCAACUGACAUUGCGCUCAACGCCUACCUUGCGCGACGCCAAGCCAGCGUCGCUGUUGAAGCCGUUGGGGAGGAUGCGCCGGGUGCUGGCGGUGCUGCCACAAUUACCACCUCCGGCACCUCGAAAGUAACGACACAGGAGGGGCAGCGUCAUUUAGUACCUCCAAGGGCGGGUAACUCCACUGCCGUUCGUCUUGAUCUCCGUGGGGUUGGAAGGCAGUUAGCUAACGGUGUCACUUUUGAGGCAGGUUGCUUGCCUUGUUAUCGGGCGCGUUUUAUGACAUUCCGCUAUUUCUUCACUUCUCCUUCAAGGGCACUGAUCAUACUAUUUACCGUCUUCAUUCAAAAGUAG